CUGCCGUGAAACCUCGAAGAAGAAGAAACAGCAGAAAAGUCUUUGGUUGUAGUCUGCUUGUUGUAAUGCGCAGCGCUCGUGCAGCCGGAUGAUACUGCCGCGAGAAGUGGAAGAAAUACUGGCAGCAAAGCGAGAAAGUCUGCGGAUAUAAGCCGAGAUCUCGCUGUACUCUGAGAAGACACGGCCUGUCAGAGACGAGAUGACUGACAGCUCUGCAGACUCCAGCACGCUCUGCCUCUUUGAUGUUGACGGCACGCUCACGGCCGCGAGACAGCGUGUGACCCCAGACAUGGCAGAGUUCCUUGAAAAGUUGAAGACUCGGGUUCGAGUCGGUGUGGUUGGAGGGUCGGACCUCAGCAAGAUCAAGGAGCAGCUGGGGGAUGAUGUGAUCCAGAAGGUGAACUACGUGUUUGCUGAGAACGGUCUUGUGGCCUAUAGGAAUGGAGAGUUUCUCUCUGUGCAGUCCAUCCAGGACCAUAUGGGUGAAGAGCUGCUACAAGAUUUCAUCAACUUCUGUCUCAACUACAUGGCCAAGAUCAAACUGCCUAAGAAGAGGGGGACGUUCAUUGAAUUCCGUAACGGCAUGUUGAACGUCUCCCCUGUUGGACGCAGCUGUACACAGGAAGAGAGGAAAGAGUUCUACGAGCUAGAUCAGAAAGAGAAAAUCAGAGAGAAGUUUGUGUCCGUCUUGAAGGAAGAGUUUAAAGGAAAAGGAUUGUCGUUUUCAAUCGGAGGGCAGAUCAGCUUUGAUGUGUUUCCUGAUGGCUGGGAUAAGAGAUACUGUCUGGGGAUUGUUGAGAAGGACAACUACUCAACCAUUCACUUCUUUGGAGACAAGACUAAACCUGGAGGAAACGACUAUGAGAUCUACUCUGACCCUCGGACCGUCGGCCAUGAAGUCUCCUGUCCAGAGGAAACUCGGCAGCUUUGUCAGCAGCUUUUCCUCUCAUGAGAGAGAUCGCGUUACUGUGUGUUCCUGUAAGACGGAGACCUCUAAUUAGAGGUCUUCUUCUUUUUGCCAAGAUCUAACCUUGAGGUUUAAUUACAAAGGUAAUGAAGUUAACGCAGAAAUAACCAGUUUCAUGGUGUUUUCGACAGUAAUGUAAGGACAUUGGGGGAAGAGUCGCUGACAAAUGAGAGGACGGUUUUCUGGGUAUUUUAGAGCAGACAUGGCUUUAAAUGUGUGAUAAUAAAAGUAGGUUUAAAAAUGAUUGGUUACAUUUUUUAAUGGGAUUCUGGUUUGUUGUUUUCACCAUUACUUCAUGGUUUACACAAAACCACCACGGUGAUGACCAAAUGUUGUCAUCCGCAACAUUUUUCCAUUUGCAGACUAAUGCAGUGUCGUUUUUGUGUAUGUAAUUCGGACCAAUCAUGUUUUUGAUUGUGAAAACAAGAUUCGGCUUGAAAUCUGUUUGUUUAUGAACUUGAACUUGCUUGGAUGUGUCAUUCCAUGUACUGCAUGUCAAUCCCACCUGUUUCUAAAUCAGCUUUUAACAAAACUGACCCGUAGUGAUUUUGUUGUGUUCUACGGUUUGAGGAAGCAUCAAGGUCACAUUCAAUUCAGUUUUAUUUAUAUAGUGCCAAACAGUUAUCUCAGAGCGCUUUUCAUAGAAGAGCAGGUCUAGACCGUACUCUGUGAAAAGGAUGUCACUGUUAGUGUAACAGACAGACCUGAAUGCUGCUUUUUUCUCCAAGAGCAAAUGUGUCAGUCAAAUGUUGUGGCCGGAGCUGUGACGUCUUUUUCUUUGGAUUUUAUAUUAAAGUCUUCGCAGGUUUUACUCCUGUAUUUGUUCAGCAAUGUUUACUAUCACUGCCCUGCUCUAUCUGAACAAACUGGAACCAAUAAUACUCAAUAACAAUAAUUACUGGCUGCGUGAUAUCAGAUUUGUCUCCUAGAUGUUAAAGUAUACAUGCUGAAAAGUAUAACUUAGAAUAAUAGUUAUAAAGUAGAGCCCCACUGAUACUGGAUUUUGUGAGGCUAAUAUUGAUGGGAGUUGAUAAUAUAUUUGCUUGGACACUAAAUGCAUUCAGUAACAGCAUCUUUCAAAAUUCACAAACCACCUUCUCACUCAAACGAAACCACCACCAGAAGUCUGUCAUAUGUACACAUUUACAUACUCUUGUAAAAACUGUAACUUUGCAGUUUGCCAUAAACAGUAAAAGUACUAGUGGUAAAGAAAAUUAAGAAUCAACUGACAAUUAUAUGAAAGUAAUAAUAGGACAAGUAAUAAUAAUUGUACUUACUCUGCAUUCUUCAGCCUCAUCCAGAAAUUUGUUUCUGCACGGAGAGGGAAAGGUUAUACCUGUACACACACAGUCUUUGUGAGCCCUUCCCCACAUCCACAGGGAUUCAUUCCAAUAUCUCUGUAUACACAGCCCCCCUCCUCCACCCUGUCCCGCGCCCCUGAUCACCAGCCUCAUGAUCAGAUGUCUGUCCUGGAUGUGAUUGAGUGCUGGAUGUAAGGACAUAUGUAUCUGCAGAAGAUGGAUCAGCCAUGCAAAGAUGAUAUUUUGCAGGUUGCAAGAGAGGACGUAAGGUGUGAUGUGUAUGACAACUAAAUACAGAAGACAGAGUUUAGCCCUGUAUUUCUAUUUCUGUGGCUAUCCUGCACAAGAAUGUAGCCUACAAUGGACGUGUAGUUUUGUAUUGCAUUGCUGGAAUUACUUUAGUUUCAUUUUGUUCACUUGGAAUUACUCUAUGCAAACAAAUAAAGCCUACUGAAGCAGA
Molecule: messenger RNA, 2728 nt
Organism: Micropterus salmoides (largemouth bass)
Lineage: Eukaryota; Metazoa; Chordata; Actinopteri; Centrarchiformes; Centrarchidae
Gene: pmm2
Product: phosphomannomutase 2
Exons: 8
Coding region: 200-952 (250 amino acids)
Biological process (GO): GDP-mannose biosynthetic process; protein N-linked glycosylation; mannose metabolic process
Cellular component (GO): cytosol
Molecular function (GO): phosphomannomutase activity
Source: RefSeq, a predicted model, not a curated record